Molecule: messenger RNA, 4592 nt
Organism: Anopheles aquasalis
Lineage: Eukaryota; Metazoa; Arthropoda; Insecta; Diptera; Culicidae
Gene: cnn
Product: phosphodiesterase 4D interacting protein centrosomin
Biological process (GO): regulation of mitotic cell cycle spindle assembly checkpoint; negative regulation of centriole replication; chromosome segregation
Cellular component (GO): microtubule organizing center; pericentriolar material; microtubule plus-end
Molecular function (GO): gamma-tubulin binding; microtubule binding
Source: RefSeq, a predicted model, not a curated record
UGUCGGGAACGGCAGCAUCUCAGAGUUCUGUUGAAUUUACCCUCGAGAGGUUCUGUUUGUCGUGCCGUGCGUAUUCGGAGCAGACCGUGCACGGUUCACCCUUGCUUUUACGCUGAUCUUGGUGCACGCGCGUUGCAUAGUGUAGUUUGAUUUAUUCUAUUUAUUUCGGUUAGCUUGCUUGACUCCGCUGUGCCGCCUCGUAUUGUCUUGUGAAGCUGUAGUGCUUUAGUUGAUUAUGUGUCUGCAUAAAAAGUGUAAAAAGAUAAUAUGACUGCAGACUGCAGUUCAGGAAUCAAAAAUGAAAAGUGCCUUCCUGCUGAACAGUUGACCGAAAAAAAACCAACCCCCGUCACAAUGGCUGAAGUCCAAAUAUGACCGAUAAAAACGCUGCAGGACACCCGACAGUUAUGAAAAUGUUUACAGAAAAGUAGCAGCAGGUGUGAAUAAACAGUCGUUCGGCGUUCGGUGGGUGCUCCGAAAGCUGACCACAAGCAACAACAACGCUAAGCAAACAGUGGGAAGCAACCUGCUGGUGCAUUUAAUGUAAAAUCGUUACCCUUCCCGGAAGACUCCCAAAAAACCUGCAUUCGUUGCACCGAAGGUGUCUUCGAAUGAACUUAAUCUCAUGUACCAAAGCAAAGUGCCAAAAAGUAGUGUGAACGAGCAGUGGGAAAUAAUUUUGAUCGAAGAAAAGCGUCUGUAACAGAAACUAUUGUACCAACGAGGCGGUGCAUACGGUAGCAGGCAGCAGGCAGCAGCAGCCAAAUCAACAUGUCUGGAAUUUUCAAAUACACCCCAAAUCGAACAGCAUCAUCGACGCCAAAUCGACGGUCAGCGUUCGGUACGGGUUUCGGAAGUCCCAGCUUGAAUCAAGAUGCCACAAUGGACAACACAUAUUCGAUGAGAUUUCGUUCUCCAUCGAUAAACGCGCUAACGGAGCAUGGAUCGCCAGUUCGCUCGUUACGGGAGAUCGAAGAAGAGCUCUCCUCGCUGCGGAAGGAGAAGUUUAAUCUCAAGCUGCGCAUAUUUUUCCUCGAACAGCAAGCUGGCAUCUCUACGGAAAACAGCGAUUUGCCAGGCCUGGGUGUGACCGCCUCAUCGUCGGGAACAUCGCGGGAUGGUAGUUGUCUGAAACAAAACAUCGACCUCAAGGUCGAAGUUGAGUCGUUACGUCGUGAACUGGUAGAAAAACAGGAUCUUCUAUGCCAGGCAGCCAAGGCAAUCGAAGUGCUCGAAGAGGGCCACCGUCGAUCGGAAGAGAAACAUCGCGAAAUGGUUAGCGAUCUGAACAAUCGCAUCGAAAUUCACCAGCUCGAGAUUAAGUCACUGGAAAAGGUAGCCGCUGAGCUACAGCACCAGCACCGUGAGCUGCAACUGUCUUCUGGCACAAUUGCCCCUAAAGAGGAGGUGGCGUUGGGCGACUUCGGGUCAACAAAGACAGUAGAAAUCGCUGGAGAAAGUUUGCUGGACUUCAUCGACACGGUUCAACAUCAUAGCGAGCUUAGCGUCCAGGACAAACUGAAGGCCCUCGAAUUAGACACCGUUUUGCGACAGUACCAGGAACAGAACGAAGAGCUACAACGCCAGGCCGAACAAACGAAAGCUGUUGUUAGUCAAAAGACUGACCUUAUCGCUUCACUAGAGGCUCAGUUGAAAGAAGUGAGAUUCGAAAAUGCGGAAUUACGCGAAAAGCUGGAGGAAAAUGCCAAAUCCCAAGCCGAUGCAGAGAUUGAACGGCUUAAAAAACAGAUGUUUGAUAUCCGGUCGGAUCUGGCUGAGAAACUUUGCGUUCUGGACGAGACUGAAGAAAAACUGAAAGACAAAACCGCCGAACACGUGAAAUCGUGUCGAUUGACAGAAAAGCUGCUGAAAAUAAUCACGGAGCAGGAGAAGGAAAUCGCUCGAAUGAAGCGAAACUCGAACAUAUCGCUUCCUUCGGAGCAGGGUCAGGGCAACGGAAAUGAUGCUCAAUGCGAGGUUGCGGAAAUCUUAGAUCAGGACCGUAAACCCGUUUCUCAGACAGAGUACGAUUCGUUGGUUCAACGUGCCAAGUUACUGCAACAAAAGAACGAAACCCUUAUCCAGAAGCUCUGCAGUAGCGGAAGCGGCGAUCAUCACAAUGAUCGUAACAUAAUUAUCAAACAGCUGAACGAUGAGCUGAUUCAGGCACGAGAAGAAGCAGAAAAAGCACAAAAGUGGCGCAAAGAAUGUGCAGAUCUAUGUGCCGUUUCAACAAUCAGGCUGGAGGAGUUGGCCGGUUUUCUUGAUUCUUUAUUAAAGAACAAGGACUUGGUAUGCAACCUUUCGACCGACCGCCGAAAGGCGAUACGGAAGGCGGUGGACCGAAGUCUGGAUCUGUCGCGUAGUUUGAACAUGUCAAUUUCGGUAACUGGAUUCUCUUUAACCGGUAACACGCUCGCUCAGUUGAGCUGUCUCUCGGGUUAUUUAGAAAAUUCGAUAGACUUGGGUGAAAUCGCCACUAACGAGCAACAUAAAUGCGAUAACGAAAAGGAAAAUUACACCGAGCAUAUGAACUUCAAAUCCGAAGCCUCCAACCAGACUAGACAUAUGAUCGAAACAUUGCAAGCCGAGAAUAAGGCCCUGCGAGGAGAGCUCUUGGAGCAGCAACAGCAACUACAACAGCGUAGCAAACGGCGUGAGAGUAAAGAACGUAAACUGAUUGCUGUUGAUCCUAUAUCGGACUCGGAAGCUUGGUCAGAACCAGACCGAGGCGUGUCGUUGGCCCGAAUUGGGCUUGAAGAUAGAUCUGGGUUAGGCCAAAAGCACCUCUUGCCUGUAAGCCUUUCGCAGCCACAGUCAAGCACUGGCGCAGGAUGUGCUGUGAGGGAGUUAAGCUCCACAUCUGAAAACGAAUUGGCUAUGAAUGCAAUCGCGCGCAAGAUCAACUCCAGUGGGUCGUCCGUUCUAGAAGUGAAGCAACUGCAUGAACAGCUGACGAGCCUAACAGUGGCGCUUCGAGAAAAAGACUGCACAAUUCAGGAAGUGCAAAGUCGCUUGGUAGAGGUGAAUAGCCAGUUGAAACAAGAGCAGCUCAAGAUAGCCACCAUGGAAUCCGAUGUGCACGAAAAGAGCCAUCUUGUGGAACGCUGGGAGUCCGAGGCAAAGGAAUCGAGAGAAAAGGCCGAAAGUGCAAUGGAGCGGCUGGUCACACUCGGGAAUGAAAUUCGUCAAAAAGACGAGCAGAUCGAGAAGUUGCGUCGAGAACGAGAGCAAGCGUCUGUCGAUUUGCGGGUGGCGGUAAUGAAGCUCGAAACGAUGCGCAGUGAUUACGAAGACCUACAGCAACGUCACAAAACCGAGCUGGACCAGCUACAAGUUCGUGAGCAAAAGCGCCUGGAAGAGCUGAAAUCAAGUCUAUCGAAUGCAUACCGUGAUGAGCUGCAACAGAAACAGCAAACGUUCAACACCACUCUCGAAGCAAACUACAUUUCAAAGAACAUUCAUCAAGAGAAGCUGCGCGAACUGGAAGAACUACACUAUCGGCUUGAAGAUGCACACAAUGACAUCUCAUCGAUGGCGCAGGCGGAAGAGCGUGCACGCGAGCAGCUCACGAGCUAUGAGCGAACAGUGGCUGCAAUGAAAAAGAAUCUCGACGAUGCUACAUUGCAGGCAUCCAAGGCUGCCGUUGAACGUACAAAGGCACUUGCCGAAAAGCGGCAGUUAGAGCAGGAUUUAAAUCAACUGCAACGAGAUCUGCAACAGCUUAAGGACGAGAAAAAUGCACUCAACGAAAAACUAGUUACCUUACAAGCCAUGGCUACCACGGACAGAACUGCCGGUCGCAAUCACUCUGGAUCCGGUAACGCAGGUAUGGGCAUGGGCGCGUCAGCACUACACGAAGGUCAUUUGUCGUCAACAACUACUGAGGACGAAGAGGCGGUGGGUCGACGGCGCUUUGAAAAUUCAUCUCCCGACCUCGGCAUCGAGAGCGAUCCGGGUCGGCUGUCCAAUGUAGAGCUUGCCGGAGCUGCGACACAUAACUCUGUGGGUUCGCCGAAACAACGUCUUCUGUUGCGAACACUUGAAUUGACGAAAUCGAUGUCCAAUCUACUGUUGAAUCCAUCGACGGAAGUCAAAAACGAACACGAUUCUUCGCCAAAAAGUGGAACGCAAGAGGUAGCAGAAAUCACCACCAUAGUCAAGCACGAUUGUGCAAAGAUCGAGGCAGACUUUGCAGAACUCAAGCGCCGAUACAAAGUUACGCGUCAAUCCCUGAACCAAGCUUACGACAAUAUCAAAUCGGCCAACAAGCGCAAGGAACAAUUGGAGGUGGACAUUAAACAGCAAAUCCAUAAGACCCGCGCCGUUCUCAAAACGGUUCACAACAACAUGGAGCAACCCAGCAAAUAAGAUAACCGUAAGGGGAUAAGCAAAAAAAAUCAAGGACAAAGGACCUCAAAUGUUAUAAACCCAGAUGUAUUUUUCAAUCGCGGGAAUACUGAAAUACUGUAUAUAUUUAUGAAUAACCAUCGGGAUAUUUCCAGAACCAGCCAUUUAUUGGGUACCUCAAAUGCACCAGCACGUCGGGUUUGUACAAUUCAAGAAACCGAAUUAUAUUCCUUACACUUUAC